CUUUGUCGUAGCACACGGCGGGACAGCCGGGUUGUUGCGUGUUGCAGACGAAGUCGACUUGCUCGUCAUCCCAGGCGGAUUCGGCGGCGGUUCCCAGGACCAGGAUGCGGAACAGGAAGAGCACGCGAUCGGGGAGCUGCGGAAUAGGCGUGUGUUUCUCUUCCUCUUACUCCAACGAAGAGUGAAAACGUCGCCCAGAAGCCUCCACUUUAAGAGUGACUGAGAACGAGUUAUUUAGCCGUUUCUACCUGACGACAUGGAGCACCAUUUCCUGAUGAGACUGUGCACUACUUACUGCUGUGGAUACAGGCAGACAUCCUCCACACCGUCCUGUCCAUGUGAGACCGGUGCAGCCCUGUCACGCCCACAGCGCCCCCUUUCGGCCCGGACGGCCCACCACGCCCCGGCGCCUGUGAAAGGGUACCAUGUCAGCCGUAGCAUGUCCCAGCAUUCCUCCGGUGGUGGCGGAGGCGGCCCCUGCCACUGCACGCCUGAGGACUGUGACGGCCUGGGUCGAGAGUACUACCAAGGUCACAGCGAUGGCCACUAUUACCCUCCGGGUCCGGCCGAGGCCCUGGCGCUGGAACGGCACCAUUCCCACUCCCACUCCCACUCCCACAGCCACUCUGGAGGGGGAACCUUCCCGCGCUCCCACCCCAGCCAGCACCCACCUCUCCAGUCGUUUGACUCUUGCGAAGAGUGCCUGACCUCCGGCCACGGAGGGAAGAUGCACCGCAUUCCCCCGAACCUGAUGGACCAGUUUGAGAAGCAGGUGCCCUUCCAUCCUGAUGGCUUCCACACGCUGCAGUACCAGCGCACCGCCAGUGGGGGCGCUGAGCCGCGCAGCGAGAGCCCCUCACGUAUCCGCCACCUGGUCAACUCCGUGCAGCGCCUCUUUGCCAAGUCCCAUUCCCUGGAGGCACCGACCAAACGAGAGUACAACGGCACGAGAGGGGGCGGGGACUACCGUGGCGAGAGAGGAGGAGGAGGCCACAGGAGCGGAGGGGAGGAAGGUGGCGGCCACUAUUCGGGUCACCAGCCUCGCUCUGCCAGGAGGAGCAAGUCUCGAGAGCGUAGCAAGAGCGGAGACUCGCGGCACGAGUCCGGCAGGCGCCAUCGCAGCAGGACGGCAGGCUGGUGGAGCUCCGAUGACAAUCUGGACAGCGACAGCAGCUUCCUGGUCACCGGGGGCAGGAGGGGGUACCCCAGCGGGCACGAGAGCCUGGACGCCGCCAUCCAGGAGCUCACCAUGAAGAGGCCUAAAGAGCGUGGUGGAGGUGGAGGUGGAGGUGGAGGUGGUGGUGGAGGUGGUGGUGGAGGUGCGCCGGGACAUGGGGAGUGCAUGGCGUGUACUACAAUGGCUCUGGCCGGGAGUGAAGGAGGGGGGCACCACGGGCACCACGGCCACUCCCUGAAAAGGAGCACCUGGUCGGCCAUGACAGUGAGUCAGGCCAGGGAGGUGUACCCCUCCACCAGAGGAGGAGGAGGAGGCUACGAGAAGGCCCUGGUGCCCUUGGAGAGUAAGAUGAAGGAGAGGACCUUCCACUACCUGCAGGUCCCGUCAGAAGACUGGGGGGGUGGAUAUGGCGGCGCCGCAGACAGCGGAGGGGAGAUUCCUUGCCGCCGUAUGCGCAGCGGCAGCUACAUCAAGGCCAUGGGCGACGACGACAGCGCUGACUCAGACACCAGCCCCAAAGCCUCGCCCAAGUCCACCCUGGUCGCCCAGAGGGACGCCUUCAGACGGUCUAUCAGCAUGGAUCAAAGGUACUCGUGUAAGCAGUGUACAGACUCCUACCCCAACAGCAGAACUACACCCAAAACCCAAACCCGCUCUCGUAGUUACACCCGCUCUCUGACCAGCUCACAGCUGGGAGACACGUUGAACCGUCAGUUCGAGGCGGUGUGUGAGACCAUGUUCGGGGAGGUGGAGUCUCAAGCCGUGGAGGCCUUGGACCUUCCAGGCGUGUUCCGCACUCGCAGCCACAGCUACGUCCGCGCCAUCCAGGCCGGCUGCUCCCAGGACGACGACUGCCUCUCCGUCUUCUCCAUGUCGGGCCCCCAGGGAAGCAUCAAGGGCGGGGCCGUCUUUCCUUAUCGUAAAGGUGCUCCUCCCCCGCUUCCACCUCGCAUGUCCAAGUCUUCUCUCUCGGUGCGAGCCCAGAGCAGCACCGAGUCCACCCAGGACGCCUACUUCCAGAGCGGCCCCGGGCGCCCCAAGCAGCACAGCAACUCCGUGGACCUGGGCAGCUCCGACGGGCCCUCGGGUCGCACCUCCAGAGGGGGCUACUACACCGCCACGGGCCCCGGGAGGUCCCGGCAGCACAGUAACUCGGCAGAGAGCCUGGACGGGGUCAGGGGGUCGAGGGAGCUGGUGCCCUACGGAGGGGGUCCGGGGGUCGGAGUGAGGGCCAAACACAGCAGCUCGGCCGACAGCCUGCUGGAGGGGCCGCCGAGGCCGGCCAGAGAGAGGGACGGCAGGGUGGGGGGCAGCCUGGGGAAGUCCGUCUCUCUGCCCCAGAACAGCAUCGUGCUGAGUAAAGCUGGGGGGCCGGACGGGGGGGGCAGGAAGUGGAGACCCUCCAUAGCUGUACAGGUGGACAGCUCAGAGACUCUGUCAGACUCAGACGCCGAGGGCAAAGCUCUGACGGAGGUCCACUCCAUAGGAGUCCAGGUGGAAGAUGACAAACGACGGGCUCGUUUCAAGCGCUCCAACAGCGUGACGGCGAGCGUGCAGGCCGACCUGGACCCCGAGGGCUUUCCGGGGCUCAGCAUCGCCGUGCCAACGCAGGACAAGAGCCUCCAGUUCGGCUGUUCCUUCCAAAGGCACUCGUCAGAGCCGGAGUCGGCGAGCCAGUACACAGAGUGCCACCGCACCGUCCACACACAGGGACAAUGGGCCUACAGAGAGGACUUCCUCCAGAGUGGCUACACCACUGAGGCCCCUGAUCCACGGCCCCACCAGCACCCACAUUUGCCUCCACGUUCCCACUCCCCUCUGCCCAUCACCGCUGACAGAGCCUGGGCGGGCACGCCGUCCCUGGAGGGCCCCCGCAGCCUGCCCGACUCUGGCCGAGCCUCGCCCUGCAUGAGGGACGGAGAGUUCUUCCUACGCCUGCUGCAGACGGAGGUGGAGAGGAUGGAGGGCUGGUGCCAGAACAUGGAGCGAGAGGCAGAGGAGAAUGAACUGCCAGAGGAGAUUCUUGAGCUGAUACGAAAUGCAGUUGGCAGCGCCCAGAUGCUCAUGUCUCAGAAAGUCCAGCAGUUCUUCCGCCUCUGCCAACAAAGUGUGGACCCGUCAGCGUACCCUCAGCCCACCUCUCAGGACCUGGCAGGCUUCUGGGACCUGCUCCAGCUCAACAUAGAGGACGUCAGGGUCAAGUUUCAGGACCUCCAGAGGCUCAAGGACUCUGGUUGGAGGCUCCCACCUGAAAAGAAGGAGGAUAAGAAGCUUCCUCCUCCCUUACCAAAGAAGCCAGCAGGCGGGGUGAGUGGCAGCCUUCGGGCUGAUAGCGUCGGGGAUGGGGGCGCCGGAGGAGGUGGAGGAGGUGGCUCGGGGGGCCUGGUGGUGCCCCGCAUUGGUGGACAUACCCUCCCCAUCAGGGAGAAGUCCCUGGACCUCGGGGACCGUCAGAGGACAGAAGCGAGGAGGAGGCUGCUGCAGACCAAGCGUACCGCCUCCUUCAGGCAGAACUCUGCCACCGAGAGCGCAGACAGCAUCGAGAUCUACAUCCCCGAAGCCCAGACUCGACUCUGAACACCCUGAGGUGUCUCCCACCCGCCUCGUCACUCGCCCCUUCACUCGCCCCGCUACGCUAAGCUGACCUGCACACACAAAGCUCAGUCUUUCUCUGAGCUCCUGCAGGCAGGUCAGCGCUGUUUAUCUGCUAACCCUCCCUUCAGCAUCUUCACUUACUACUAAUUCACUUCUCUUGUUCAUUAAAACAAGCAAUGAUCAGCCAUUUUAGUGUCUUGAAAAUUUGGACAUUUUACUGACACAGAGGCCUAGAACCUGAAAUGGUAGCUAGCAGAUAUAGACUUUUUUAGAAGAAUUCUCUGGAUUUCUUUUCGGCUGACAAACAUGAAACUUUUAUAACGGUAGUCAGCGGAGGUUCACGCAGUAGUAGCAUGCCUGUGCGUGUUCACCUAGCACUUCUCCAUCACUGAAAAUAAAGGGCUUAACAGGCACAAAACCUCUGUGGAGACGAGGAGAUGACAGAAUCUCCCCAUGGAUCCCCCUGUUGCCAUCUCCUGAAUGCCAUUUGCAGCAGUAUGAUGAUGCUACCAGUAUGGAUGAAUAAACAUGGAGUCAUUUCUUACCAUCAGUUUAAAUGCCCUUAAAAAUCAGAUGGUUGGCAAAUCCCCAAAGAGCAUUCUCCAAGCAUAGUCAGUCAACUACAGCUGGCACUUUUCACCCAGGUGCCAUCUGUCCACCAGGCACCCAGUCAAGGAAUAUGAACCUCCUUUCUGCCUCGUUCCCUCACUCCUCACGUAUCCAUCCACGACCCUCAGCAUUCAGCAGUGAGGCUGUUUGAAUGUGCAAGUGCUAUUUGUACAUAGUGUGCACACUCAUGUUUGCCAAAAGGAGCUUUUUUGCGGUGUAGCAUCACAGCCUUGACAGCUAGAGAGCAUCACAAACAAAAAAUACAGAGCCGUUUUUGCUUUUUAUGUAGUCUCUCUGAAGUUUCAAGUGUUCAGGGGUGAGGUUGCUGGGAAUUUUUAGGGGAAUAUAUUUUGGUGGCUUUUCAGGACUUUACUGAGAAGGCCCCCAGUUCACUGUGAGACUAUAGCACCACCAAGUGGUCAAACGAGGACCCAAAACCAACAACAGUGGUCUGUAGAGAGUUCUCUCCACCUCAGUCAGGAAUUAACAGACGCCCUGAUGAAACAGCCAUGAAAGAAGUUUCUUUUUUUGCUUUGUUUCAGUUCUUUUUUUCUUGAAUAUUCACGGUGGACUUUUCCCAUGAUAUGUUUGUGAAGUUAAAGCAAUGGAUCACAAAGUAAGAUGGGGGAAGAGCUGCGGAAGUUUUCAGCAGAGUCCACUCACCUAACUUGAAGUACAAUCGUCUCAGUUUCACACACCGCUGAUGAAAGAAGGAAUCAUUUCUUCAAAUAUGAGUCGUGUUUUAAUGUAGCUCCCUCCAAAGCCCGUCCAAAGAGUCAUCAGAGAGAGGAAACCAUCUGUUGUGAAAUGGUAGAGAAGAAGCUUGUUGUUAGUUUUUGGUAAUUGUGCUGAGAUUAAAGGGAUAGUUUAGGUUUUUUGAGGUCGGGUUGUAUGAGCUUCUUAUCCAGUUCGCCCCCACAGAAGCUAAGCAAUGUUCUGCUGUGGACGGGGGCAAAAGAAAAAUGUAUUUUAGUCUCCCACCAAAAAAAUCGGUAACACUUUCUAUGAAGACUACAUCUAUAGUGCAUUAUGAGCGCAUUCAUAGUGAAUUAUAAUGCUCAUUAUAAUCAAUCAUAAUGCAUUAUGACUGCACUCAUAAACACAUAUGAAGCUUCAUGAUGCACUAUAUCAACAGUUAUAAAUAUAGCUUAUAAUGACUUAUAAAUCCAAGUGUCUUAUGAGUGCUCUUGACUGGUUAUAAACUACAGGCUGACUGAUGAGGCUUAUAAUACAUUACAACUACUCAUACCCCUCUAUACACACACCUCAACAAUCAAUUGUUAUAAGGACUCAUAGGAUGCCAUAAGUAUAAGUAAAUGAUCAAUGUAUGCUUUAAGUAAAGUGAGG
This is a messenger RNA of Centropristis striata (black sea bass), 5728 nucleotides long. RefSeq names its product discs, large (Drosophila) homolog-associated protein 3 (gene dlgap3). NCBI's taxonomy places the organism in Eukaryota, Metazoa, Chordata, Actinopteri, Perciformes, Serranidae. Gene Ontology annotation, molecular function: molecular adaptor activity. Gene Ontology annotation, biological process: signaling. The transcript has 15 exons. Gene Ontology annotation, cellular component: postsynaptic specialization; glutamatergic synapse. The record is from RefSeq and is a predicted model, not a curated record. Bases 257 to 3754 code for a protein of 1165 amino acids.